Messenger RNA from Schizosaccharomyces cryophilus OY26, 979 nucleotides. Its product is annotated as ribosomal protein subunit L15. Gene Ontology annotation, molecular function: structural constituent of ribosome; ribonuclease III activity. Gene Ontology annotation, biological process: mitochondrial translation; RNA processing. The record is from RefSeq and is a predicted model, not a curated record. NCBI's taxonomy places the organism in Eukaryota, Fungi, Ascomycota, Schizosaccharomycetes, Schizosaccharomycetales, Schizosaccharomycetaceae. The coding region runs from base 160 to 783 and encodes 207 amino acids. The transcript has a single exon. Gene Ontology annotation, cellular component: mitochondrial large ribosomal subunit.
CUUUAUACCCAAAAGGAAGAAACCAUUAUAUUUUAGCCUUCAGGCAGUUUCUUCUGCGGUUUCUUAUUUUUGUCUUUUUCAAUAAAAGAAAAACUUCUUAGGACUUGUAUUUUGAAGAUAAAAAGAGUAGUUUUUGGAUCUUAGUUGAAUCAUACCCUAAUGUUUUCUAGAGGCAUUUGGCGAGCUGGAUAUUUACCCAAAGGGAGUGCGUUUCGUCCCCAAGGUUUAAGCAAUAUUUUCUCUCGGAAUGUCAUGAAUAUUCAUUCGAAGGAGAAUGGCUAUACUUGUGAAUUGAGCUCCUCAACUCAAGAUGUUGAUUCUUUCUUUUACCGUGUCUUUGGAAGUAAGAGCUAUAUUCCAAACCAAGCCUUAAAAGAACAAAUUUUCACUCACAAGUCUUACAAACAAGGAAGAGUCGCCUACAAUGAGCCCCUUAUUUCCCUCGGGGUCGCGGUCGUUGAUGUGUCUUUGAUGAAUCACUUUUUGAAAGAUGGAGAUGUAGCCAAUGUUCCAAAAUACUCAGAUAUUACAAGAUUUCGCUCUCCACGGCGAAUUGCUUCGGCUACGAAAGAUUGGCAACCUGAAUCAGCGGCUCGCUGCAUGCUUCCUUUACUCGAUGUGAAGUCUACUGAAAAGCCACCCCUAGAAAGAGUUUUGAGCACUACAAUAUUCAGCCUUGUUGCUGCUAUUUAUUUGCAAAAGGGAGGACAAGAAGCUCUAAAGUUUUGUGAUGAACAUUUAGUUACACAGUUAGUUCAUCAGAACGAACGUAUUGAGAAAUAACUUCCAUCUUUUACCUACUUUCAAAAAAAAAAAAAUCCUUCCCCUUUCAAAUGGCUUGUUUAUCCUUCUUUUAAUGCAUCAAAUAUUACUUCAUUACCAACUAGUCUAUUUCAGUUUUUUCGAGCCCUUUUUUUUUCGAUGAUGCUCAGAAUUUUUAUUAAUAAUACAUUUCUUUAGUCAUUUACCCUUAUCCGUC